Messenger RNA from Jaminaea rosea, 3222 nucleotides. RefSeq lists its product as hypothetical. The transcript has a single exon. The coding region runs from base 1 to 3222 and encodes 1073 amino acids. The record is from RefSeq and is a predicted model, not a curated record. Lineage: Eukaryota; Fungi; Basidiomycota; Exobasidiomycetes; Microstromatales.
AUGGCAGCCUCAGACGACCAGGCCGCCGACGACAACGCCCUUCCGACGCUCGAGACAACAUCAUCAUCCUCUCUCCUCCCCUCGACGGUCUCAAUUGAGGCCGGUCCCCUUGAUGGAGUGGACUCAACGCAGCCGCAGGAUGUAGCAGCCGGAUCGUCCCUCACUGAGCUACCCUCAUCCUCAUCGUCUCAAACGCAAGCCGACACGCAUGCUCUCACUCCGUCCGCAGCUGCUGCCGAUCCCUCAUCCUCGUUAUCGAGCCUGGAGCCAGUGGCUACGUCAGCUCCUGUGGAUCCGGCCAGCAGCGAUAUCGGUGCUGUAGCAGGUUCUUCGCAGCCAUCAGACGUCGGAUCAGUCGUCGUAGAGGAUCAGCUUCCGUCAUCGUCAGAAGCGCAGCCAUCAAGCUCAGCUGCGCCCAUCGCAGAACCUCUUCCUCCGACGGCCAGCCCACCUCCGGAGCCACAGCCUUCACAUUCGGAGCCUCUACCCCCGGAGGAAACGAAGGACACCAUUGUUACUGCUGCGCUCGAGAGUGGUGCAGCCGACUCGCAAGGAUUCAAUGUCGAUCCAGUAGUAGGCCAAGAGGAUGGGGAAAAAGGAGAGGAGCACGCAAUUGCUGAUAGCGUCGACGAGGGCUCUACAUCGGUGGUCGAAGCUCAAGCUGGCACCACGGGGGACUCAGUGGACGUUGCUGAUGGCUCAGCGUUGGACGAGCAGCCUGUACCGCCUGUCCUGGAUGCUACCAUCCCUGCGCCGAAGGAGGCUGGCGACUCCGCAGCGAAGGCACAAGAGGCAGAGACAGAGAUAAAAGCGCCCGUAUCACACGCCCCAGGGUCCGUAGCGAGUACAUCCGAGGCAGACUCAGCCCAUUCAGCACCUCCCCGCGUAGACCAAAUCGUGGUGGCAUCUCCAGAGAAGUCACAACCCUCGGCGCCGCAGACCUCAAGUGCGCCCAUAGCGUCAGAAGCCUCUUCGUCCGCUAUUCUGCCAUCAGCCGUACCCCCUGCGGAAGCUGAUCCCGAGCUCAAGACGACGUCAGAGCCCAUCGCAGAGCCCGUGACCCAGUCACCUUUACCGACGGUCGGCGACCCCAAGGAGGAUGAGAAGAAGGCAGUAGCCCCAGCUACCAACUUGAACAGCUCUGACGCGCCCGCAAAGAAGGAGGAGCAACCGCAGGUUCCAGUCGCAAAGAAAGAAGGAGCACCAGCCACUUCCACGAAUGGGCAGGGCCAGAGUAGCACAUCGUCCACCGCAGAGAAGAGCGCUGACAAGGAAACGAAUGGACGAACAGAGACCGCACCCACGCCUCCUGCGUACACGCCUUCCCUUGACGAACAAAGGCUUUCUCACCUCCUCUUCGUGAACCAAGAGCUCAUCAAGCUUUGUGUCGCCCUUCAAAAGAGCAGCGAGGCUUCGCCAGACCUCUUCCGCGAUGUAUCUCAUCGCCUCCAGACCAACCUGGCCUAUCUAGCCAGCGCCGCUGAAAGCUCUGCUGGACCCAAUCGCAAGCAGCCGUCACCGCCGCGAACAGACGUCUUUCCACAUCCGUCAAUGGCAGAGGCUCUUCAACGUUUUGAUCCUGAUACAACUUUACCGAAGCUCUACAUGCAGCUCAGUAAGCUCUUCGAAGGAGUCGCCCGUCCGGUGGCUCCACAGCAGCCUGCUACGCAGCCGGCAUCAGCAGCUCCAUUGGCGGCGCCGGCGCCAGCCAUGGACCGCAAGCGUAGCCGCGACAGCAGCUCAACGAGCGAUGAGCCAUCGCACAAGCGUCCGGCUGCUCAGAACGGCACCCGUCACGCAAGCGGCUCGCCUGCCCCUUCGUCUGUUGGCUUCGCGAACCCAUUCGCGAAUGGCUCGGCCGGUGGUCCUGCCUCAAACUCCUCGCCUUCUUCAAGACAGAGUCCAGGCGUAACGCUGUCCUCUCAAACACAGCAGCACCACUCAAGCCCGAGCAAUGGCUCCCAACAAGGCCAGCAACCUACUGCCGGCCUCUCGCCACAGCAAGCUCAGCAGCUGAUCAAUGCCUUUGGACCCAAUGCCGUCGGCACUUGGCGCUUCCUGCAGAACUAUCUGCGCUCGCCACAGUGCAACCCUCAGUUCGCUGCCCUACCGCUGCCCGUUCAGAUGCAGCAGAUUGCUGCGCUCCAGCAACAGCGCCAGCGUCAACCUAGUCAGCAGGCCGCCCAAGUAGGCGCACCACCUCAGCAGUCAGGCUCACCAGCGCCGCCCUUCCAGCGGGGUCGCACUUCAUCUUACGCUAGCACAGCGGCUGCGUCACCUGUCCCUACUCACGCUUCUCCCGUCCCGGAUUUCAUGCCUCCUCCGCCCGUACCAUCGGCCAUGUCGUCCCACAACGGCAUCUCGUCAGUCGAGGCUGCUCGAGCCUCCCCUGGCCUGGCUGGAAAUCCCGUGAGCGCAAUGAUGCGUCAUUCUCAGCAGCAGCAUCAACAACAUUCAUCCACGCCAGAGAUGCCUCAUGCCGUACCUACGCAGGUGACGAAUCCCUUCGCGGCAACGCCAGGCAAUGGCAGCGCCGGGAUGCAUUCGUCCUCGUCCUCGCAGACUCCUUUCCCGCAAAGCAGCUUCGGUGGUCAGAUCAGCGGCAUGGAUGGCCAGAACCAGCACUUUCAGCAGCUUCAAAUGCUCCAGCAGCAGGCUCAGCAAGCUCAGCAACAGCACCAGCAGCAGCAGCCCCAGCAACCUCAUCCCCAGAUGGCGCAGCAACAGCAACAGCUCCGUGGUGCCAAUGGUACGGGGAUCAAUGGCAUCACCGGUGGAGGCAUGGGCGGCGUCAACCCCGUUCAGCUCCCUGCCCAUCUUCAGCAGCUCUUCGCACAGCAGCAGCUCCAGGCCAAUGGCAGCGGCGGCAACGGAGGCGGCCAGAUGGGAGGUGGUCCAAUGACAGGUUGGAACGGCAACUAUUCAGCCACAUCAGAUGCCAUGGGCUUCAUGAUGAGCAACAUGAGCGCUUCUCAGCAGCAGCAGCAUUCCGGUCAGCAGCAACAACGGCAACCCUGGCAAAAUGGCGUGGGCGGCGGCGGCAUCAACCCAGCCAUGCUCGGCGGUAUCAACCCUUCUCUGCUCGGUCAGCAGGCGAAUGGGGGCGGUAUCAAUCCAAUGCAUCUUCAACAGCAGCAGCAGCAGCAGCGUCAACAGCAGCAACAAGCGCUUCCCAAUGGCUUUGCGGGAGGCGUCAACUCGUCGUGGCCCGGCAUAGGCUGA